AUGCCUCCCGACUGCCAUAUGUCACCAUUCAUUAAAACUAUGGUCGAGAAGCAAAAGUAAGUAAAAUUAGGCUUUACCAAAGACUUUUCCAUAGACUGCGAACGUAACGGAAACAAUUAUCGAAGCUUUUGUUGCAUAUCAAUACUUUUCUUUGAGUCUAUAGAACACUAGCUGAUGAAGUAUUAGAGAAAAAGAUCGUAAUACUGUUCAUGUUAGAGUAGGCAAAUAUCGAAACGCAUACACAGUCGAAAAGGAUAUCUUCUACCAACAUUCGCCAUACCUUGGAGAAGCUUGCGACCGCUAUUCAGAAGGACUUGAGCGUGCAACUAUAGAAUUUGCUAAGACGAAUGAUAAUACUUUCAAGCUCUUCAGAGAUUGGCUUUACAAGCAAGAGCUUGGCAGCGCCCAUGAGGAAAUUGCUGAAUGGAGAGCCGAAAAGGCGAAAAAUAGCAAAGGGUCUGACCUUGACAACAAAAGCGAUGAGGGACCAAUAAUAGACUUCGAUGAAUCUAAAGGAAAUGACGACUUGGUGAAAACAGCAACUCGAAUGGAAACAUGGUUUUAGAAACGAAAAGUGGCGAUCUUGACGACAGAGGUAAUGUAGCACUUACAAACUUUUGUUUUCCUCAUAUGGCUGCGCUUCUAGAUCUUUACCUAUUUGCCGAUAUGGCUCGUGUGCCAGCUUUGAAGAACCAGUGUAUAAAAAAGUACUAUGAGUUUACAAAAGCGACCGGAUACAUCACAACUUCAUGGCUUUCCUACAUGUGGAAGUACACAACCAAAACUAUGUUAAUGCAUAAAUUCCUCCUCGACUUACUCACAUGGGAGAUGCCUCCUUCAUUACUUGAAACGAACUCGAAAGACUUUCCUGAAGAAUUGAGACUUGAACUUUUAGUCAACAUGGGAUACGUCAUUCAGAUAGCCCGCCAUGGAUCAUCCGCAUUGGAAAAUAGUAAUCCUUUGAGAGAUUUGUCCAAUUACUAUGAAAAGAUUGAUUGA
Molecule: messenger RNA, 999 nt
Organism: Sclerotinia trifoliorum
Lineage: Eukaryota; Fungi; Ascomycota; Leotiomycetes; Helotiales; Sclerotiniaceae
Source: the annotation of a GenBank genome assembly